UGAUUUUUCAUGGGCAAGUAUAAGAACGGAAAAAGAAUGUAGACUCCAUAUUAUAGAUCGGUUGGGAAAUUUCAGAACACUCCAAUCAGAAAAAUAACUUCAGGCCGGGUCUAAUGGAAAACAGUCAUGCAGCAAAGGAGGAGCAGUCUUAUGAGGAAUUUGUACCCUUCUGCAAUUGGCAGAAACAUGAAGAAUAUGACAUUCUUGAGAUUCAUUUACCAGGUUUCAGAAGACAAGAAAUUAGACUUCAAUUCAACGAUCUGGGUAUCCUAACCAUUAGCGGAAAGCAAGGUAGUGAUGGUGAUGAAAGUAGUACGACGACAUCUAUGCGCAGCCGCUUCCACAAAGAAAUGAAAAUUUCUAGGAAUUGCCGUGCCGACCAAAUCCGUGCCAAGUUUUCACGUGGAAUUCUUUCCAUAACUGUACCUAAGAAAGUUAUGAAGCUUUCGAAACAAUCAGCUGAGGAUUCUGAACAAUCAGCUCACAACUUAUUUGGCUUCGGAGGAACAGUAUUGAGGCCAAAAUUAAGCAAAGAGAACGCUCUGAAGAUGGUGGUGGUUUCUCUGGCAAUGGUUCUCGCGGGGUAUGCAGUAUAUAGGUUAUGCAUUAUAUAACAAUCCAAAGAUAGAGAUAUUGCAUACCCAAAAGUGAUUUAUUAGUUUUCAUACCCCUUUGUUUGUUUGUUGUAUUAUUAUCUUCUCUUUUCUAUAAAAUGUGUGGUUCGGUUAA
Messenger RNA from Rosa rugosa (rugosa rose), 729 nucleotides. Its product is annotated as 17.4 kDa class I heat shock protein-like. Lineage: Eukaryota; Viridiplantae; Streptophyta; Magnoliopsida; Rosales; Rosaceae. The transcript is spliced from 2 exons. The record is from RefSeq and is a predicted model, not a curated record. Bases 114 to 614 code for a protein of 166 amino acids. Gene Ontology annotation, biological process: response to hydrogen peroxide; response to salt stress; protein complex oligomerization.